UGGUCGGUAGUUUGAGACAGUUUGAGUGUUUAUUUAGUUUUGAAAGAGCUCUGUUAUGUGUAGUGGAGUGAGAUAACGUUUAAUUUCAAAUUAGCAUUAGAUAUUGUUGUUUUUUUAUUUAAACGACUGCCUAUUCAAAUUUCUUAAAUGGCGUCUGCUUUGGAGAGUUAUGUAAAUAGAACUGUUUCUAUAAUAACUGCAGAUGGACGAAAUUUUGUUGGAACUUUAAAGGGAUUUGAUCAGACAAUCAACCUAAUCCUUGACGACAGCCAUGAGCGAGUUUACAGCUUGAACCAAGGUGUAGAGCAGGUGGUGUUGGGACUUCACAUCAUAAGAGGAGAUAACAUUGCUGUAGUUGGAGAGUUGGACGACAGUAUCGAUUCAAGACUAGAUCUCAACAACCUCAGAGCAGAACCUAUAGGCCCCGUGGUCUUCUGAUGUAUCAACAUUAGGAUAAAUACAAGGAACAUUGAUGUACAGUGUCGCAGUUUUGUUUAAGAGACAUUACAUUUGAAAUGUAAUCCAUUGAUCAUUUUAGAAAAUCUAAAUAAAACGAUUGUACAUUUUUUUACUAAUUGUACUUUAUAAAAACUGUAUUUUUAAGAGAAUUAUUAAUAGUUCUAACAAA
Messenger RNA from Homalodisca vitripennis (glassy-winged sharpshooter), 628 nucleotides. Its product is annotated as U6 snRNA-associated Sm-like protein LSm8. Lineage: Eukaryota; Metazoa; Arthropoda; Insecta; Hemiptera; Cicadellidae. The record is from RefSeq and is a predicted model, not a curated record. Gene Ontology annotation, molecular function: RNA binding. Gene Ontology annotation, cellular component: U6 snRNP; U4/U6 x U5 tri-snRNP complex; precatalytic spliceosome. The coding region runs from base 148 to 438 and encodes 96 amino acids. The transcript has 4 exons. Gene Ontology annotation, biological process: mRNA splicing, via spliceosome.